Messenger RNA from Branchiostoma floridae (Florida lancelet), 3891 nucleotides. RefSeq names its product vam6/Vps39-like protein. NCBI's taxonomy places the organism in Eukaryota, Metazoa, Chordata, Leptocardii, Amphioxiformes, Branchiostomatidae. Gene Ontology annotation, biological process: intracellular protein transport; endosomal vesicle fusion; autophagy. The record is from RefSeq and is a predicted model, not a curated record. Gene Ontology annotation, cellular component: cytoplasm; membrane.
GGGAUUACACCCCUCUUUCAGAAUGUAUGGUUGCUCCCCAAAGAAUGACACAAGCAUAGCCAAAUUUGAGAUGUUUUAGCCUCCACUUUUGAGUUUUCAUCAUCUAUCUUGGGUAGAUUUUGCUACCAAGAUGCACGACGCUUACGAAGCUGCACCCAUUCUCGAGAAGCUGCCCCUACAGAUCGAAUCUAUCGCCUGUUGGGCCGAUAAAUUACUGGUUGGCACCAAGCAGGGGCAUCUGCUACUUUACAGUAUCAAGACAGAGUCAGGUUCAACGAGACAUGAAGUCAGCUUGGAAAGGUCCAACAAGUCUUUUUCCAAGAAACCAAUAGUUCAGCUGCGUGUGGUUUCUGAGCUGAAGAUAUUGAUAAGUUUGUCAGACAAUGUAGUGAGUGUACACGAUAUCACCACCUUCCAAUGUAUCACCACCAUCCAGAAGACAAGGGGAGCCACUCUGUUCUCCACAGAUCUACAGCAACACAAGUCCUUAAGCGGAGACUUGUCGCAUACAUUGAGGAUGGCGGUCGCUGUGAAGAGGAAGAUACAGAACUACUACUGGAAGAACAGGGAUUUUCACGAACUCACACCUGACAUGGCAGUACCUGAUGUUGCCAAGUCCAUGGCUUGGUGUAAGGACUCGGUCUGUGUGGGCUUCAAAAGGGACUACUUCCUCAUCAAGGUGGAUGGUAGUGGGACACUGAAGGAACUGUUCCCCACGGGAAAACAGUUGGAACCACUGGUGACUAGGCUGUCGGAGGACCGGCUGGCGCUAGGUCGGGACGACAUGACCAUCUUCAUUGACUCUGAGGGCCAGCCAACGCAGAAGUACGCCCUGACGUGGUCGGACAUCCCAGUUGUUUUAGAUCAUGAGCCACCCUACAUCAUUGCAGUACUACCCAGGCACAUCGAAGUGCGAACUGUGGAGCCCAGACUUCUGGUCCAGACUAUGGAGUUACCCAGCAGACCAAGGUUCAUCUGCAGUGGAAGCAGUCAUGUUUAUGUAGCCUCUCAGAACUAUGUCUGGAAGAUGGUACCUGUUCCCAUCACAGCGCAGAUCAAACAGCUCUUACAAGACAAGCAGUUCGAACUGGCUCUGCAUCUUGCUAACAUGACAGACGAAGUGGAGGCAGACAAACAACAGAACAUCCACCACAUUCAGAACCUGUACGCCUUCGACCUCUUCUCACAGAGGAGGUUUGACGAGUCCCUCAAGAUCUUCUCCAAGCUGGAUACAGACCCAGCCCAAGUGAUCGGCCUGUACCCUGACCUCCUGCCCCAUGAUUUCCGUGCACAGCUGGCCUACCCCUCCAGCCCUCCGGAUCUGUCCGGUUCUGAACUGGAGAAGGGACUCCUCGCACUCAUCGACUACCUUACACAGGAAGUUCAACAAUUCGUUCCAAGAAGCAACUAAGUCAAAUUAUUGAUACCACACUGAUGAAAUGUUACCUUCAGACCAACGAUGCUCUGGUAGCCCCCUUACUCAGACUGAAAGACAACAACUGCCAUGUAGAAGAAAGUGAGAGAGUGCUCAAGAAACAUCAGAAGUACAGUGAACUCAUUAUCCUGUAUGAGAAGAAGGGACUCCACAGAAAAGCCUUGGACUUGUUACUGAGACAGUCUGGCAAGCCCAAUUCCCCCCUGAAGGGACAUGACAGAACAGUGCAAUAUCUACAGAGACUAGGUCCCAACCACUUGGAAUUGAUAUUUGAUUUUGCCCUGUGGGUUUUGAAGGCACAUCCUGAAGAUGGAUUAAAGAUUUUCACAGAAGACAUGCCAGAAGUGGAGGCACUUCCCAGAGACAAGAUACUGAAGUAUCUUGAAGAAAAUGUCAAGGAUCUUGCUAUCCCAUACCUGGAACACAUUAUCUUAAACUGUGAGGAUGGGACACCAGAGUUCCACAACAAGCUGGUGAACCUGUACAGAGAAAAGGUGCAGGACCAGCUGAAAGAAUACAUCAAUUCACUACCAGAAGGCCAGCUACCGUCCCCUGCUGGUAGGGAACCUGGCGAGCUUGGUGAAAUCCGAUCCAAGCUCCUCUACUUUUUGGAAACAUCUCUGGACUACGUUCCCGAGAAACUUCUCACCUAUUUCCCAUUUGAUGGGUUUUUUGAAGAGCGAGCUCUUCUAUUGGGUAGACUGGGUCGUCAUGAACAAGCCAUUGCCAUCUACACACAUGUACUGACUGACAACUGGAUGGCUCUGGAGUACUGUGCAAGGAAUUAUGACAGACACAAAGAGGGCAAUAAGGAUGUUUAUGUGUAUCUACUGCGCAUGUACCUGAGUCCCCCUGACCCACACAACCUGGGGGUCAUGUCUGGAGCGGUCAACCCCCAGCCGAACGUCCAGGCUGCACUGGACAUUCUGAUGGAGCAUUCCAGCAAGAUAGACACUGCUAAGGCGUUGGCCAUGCUGCCCUCGGGUACUCAGAUUAAAGACAUCUGCAGUUUUCUUGAGAACGUUCUUGAGGAGAAGGCCAUGCAGAAGAGGAACAUGCAGGUGUUGAAGAGUCUACUGUAUGCCGAACACUUACAGGUUCAGGAACAGCGGAUGUUCUACCAGAGCAGCAAGUGCAUCAUCACAGAGGAGAAGAUGUGCAGAGUCUGCAAGAAGAAAAUUGGAAACAGUGCUUUUGCCAGGUACCCCAAUGGGGUGAUUGUGCACUACUUCUGCUGUAAAGAUAGAAACGUCUGCCCUGUGGACAGCUAGCCUGGCCGGAGGCUCCGAGGACCAUACAACUGGAGGGGUUCAGUUACACUCAAUCAUUUGUGAACUUUGUACAAAGUAUGCUUAGAGUUCAUCCCACUGCAACUUUAGACUUGAUUGUGCACAAUGUAUAUAAAUUUAAAAUUGCCCAAUAACUAUAUAUUGUUGAACCUUUACAUGUACAUGCAUUUUUGAGGAUCACUGUAUUUCAGAGAUAACCGCAGACGUACCAACCAACACUGCAAUUAACUUGUCUGCAAUAUGUUUUAUUGUUUCUUUGUGGUAGGUAUACAUGAAUGUGUAUGGACAUUUCUUUAAGGUUCAUACUAUGUAUUCCAGGGUAGAGAUUGCAGUAUGGCAGAAUGGGUGAUUCUGUCAGUAGGGAUCAGUCUCAACAGAUCUGAAUUUCAGCAAAGAUUGUGGUCAUAACCCAUGCCUGUACAAAGUUGCGCUUGUUGUUAUACAAUUGGCAAUUCUGAAUGCUAUUGGUAAUUCUACCAGUACAAUUGGUGGUUCUCCUAGCAGAUGUUUUGUGGGCUAGUUGUGGCUGUGAUUUUUAUGUCUGUCUCCCAGAAAGGAAGAGAGGCACUGAUGUAGAAAUUGCAACUACUAGCCUCGUGAACGAAACAUUUCCUUGCAGACUAGAUUCUGCUGUUAGAGACCCUGAUCAUGAUUCUACCAGUGAAAUCGCCAAUUCUUCCAGACACAAUCUCUACAGAAACAUGUGCAUCUACCACUGUUGCACGAUUCUCAGCAUUGUUUUCUGCAGCUGUAAUGUUAAUUGUUACAGUAGUUACCCGCUUUACCAGUAGAAGUAGAUGUGUAGAGUUAAGGAUAGCACCAGAUAUUGUUAAACUUUAUAAAUGAUGAAUGUUAUGUCCUGCUUUAUUAAACUAGCAAAUACAUUUCUUUACACCUUAUUGGUUGCAGACAAUCACGUAAUUUACAAUCUGAAAGGAAACUGUAAAGCUAGCAAAUGGAUAACUACGCAUAUGAAUAUGGUUCAGUUAGCAAAUUACUAUCUGUUUACAGGCAUAUUUCUAUUCUAAUUGUAUUGUAUAAAAUGCAGAAUGCUUUGAAAUGUCCUUUUUGUGUUGCAUAUUGAUGAUAAUGUGUUGAUAGAGACUAUGAAGAGUAUCAUGAAUUUACAAUAAACCUACACUACUUGUAGUGCAUUCAUGGACCUUG